Salvelinus sp. IW2-2015 is the source of this 1263-nucleotide messenger RNA. Its product is annotated as transmembrane protein 45B. The record is from RefSeq and is a predicted model, not a curated record. NCBI's taxonomy places the organism in Eukaryota, Metazoa, Chordata, Actinopteri, Salmoniformes, Salmonidae.
UUCCGUUGUCAACUUCUGCAAUUGCAUUAAUAAAGGUUUGAUUGAUUUACAUAAAGAAGAUAUUGUCUGAUUGCUGAUUUCACCAAUAAGCCAAUGAUUGACAAGGAAUAAGGAACCUACCAGGAGUGAGUGUCAAGUGUUAAUUCCACACCAUUGUGCCAGAGCUCCAAAUCGAACAAGGCAAGCAGACACCUGUUUUAAUCUAAGUCAGUAAUUAAUUGGCAUUCACUGGUGUGGUUUCCCUCUAACAAGGUUGACUGGAGGAUGGCCAACUUCAAGGGACAUGCCCUUCCUGGCAGCUGCUUUCUGCUGUUAGGCCUGUGUUGGUCAAUGAUGUACCCUCUCCGACACUGCUGGAGGAGGCAUCAGCCUAAAGGAAGACAAAAACUGCCCCUGUUCUUUAACAGAAUAGACUUAAUCGAGGGGGCACUCAUGCUUUUCUUUGCCUUUGUGGGCAUCAUGGCAGAGCAGUUUGUGCCUGAUGGGCCCCAUGCCCACCUGUACAACAGAGAGACCCAGUCCUGGGUGAAGCUGAUGAACUGGCAGCACAGCACUAUGUACCUCUUCUUCAGUAUCGCUGGAGUUGUUAAAGUCCUCACUAUGUCAUCGCUUCCAGUCCCACUUGGUCUUGACCGCCUUGCUCUCUCCCUGGCUUUUUUUAUUGAAGGGCUCCUGUUUUACUUCCAUGUGCACAUGCGCCCUCCUCUGGAUACCCACAUCCACUCCCUGCUGUUUGUGCCGGUGUUUGGUGUGGCGGCCAUCACCCUGUUGGAGGUGUUCAUGCGAGAUAACAUCGUACUGGAACUUCUCAGGACCAGCAUGACCAUCCUGCAAGGCUCCUGGUUCUUUCAGAUUGGAUUCGUGCUGUACCCAUUAAACGGAGUACAGUGGGAUCUGCAGGCACACGAUAACACCAUGUUCAUCACCAUGUGCUUCUGCUGGCAUCUAGCUGUGGCCCUGCUGAUCGUUGGCAUCAACUACUGGAUGGGCUGGUGCUGUGUACAAAGAUGUUCAGGAAGAGGAAGUGACAUAGAGAUCAUGAUGAGAAAGACAUCUAGCUCCCAGAAGGCUCUGCUACAGGAGUCAGAUGAAGAGUAGACAGAUGCAUUAUGAAGUGUGUACAGUAGUAGAUCACUGUUAUGGGAUUCUUCACAAUUGUUUGUCUGAAAUUUGAUUAACUGGUUUCUCUUGUUUCAAAUCAAAUCAAAUUGUAGUAGUCACAUGCACCGAAUACAACAGGUGUAGUAGACCUUACAGUGAAAU